GGCAGGUGGCGGAGCCCGGGUCCUGUCGGGCGCUUCCAGCGUCCUGGGCCGGCCGCGGAGAGCGCAGCGUGAAGGCCGCUCUGCAGACGGCGUUAAGCAGGGUCGGGGCCCCGCCACCCCCGCGGAGUCGGGCGUGGGGAAGAGUCCGCGAGUUCCCGGUGACAGCCCGCGGCGAGCUCCCGGGAGGCAGGAGUAUUAUCUGGGGCAUAAAAGAUGACCACAGCAGCUAGGCCAACCUUUGAACCGGCAAGAGGUGGGAGAGGAAAAGGAGAAGGUGAUUUGAGCCAACUCUCAAAGCAGUAUUCAAGCCGAGACCUACCUUCUCAUACAAAGAUAAAAUAUAGACAGACCACUCAGGAUGCCCCUGAAGAGGUUAGGAACCGUGACUUCAGGAGAGAGUUGGAGGAGAGAGAGAGAGCUGCUGCAAGGGAAAAAAAUAGAGAUCGUCCAACCCGAGAACAUACAACCUCCUCUUCAGUAUCAAAGAAGCCUCGGUUAGACCAGAUUCCCGCGGCCAACCUCGAUGCAGAUGAUCCUCUAACAGAUGAGGAAGAUGAAGAUGAAGAUUUUGAAGAGGAGAGUGAUGAUGAUGAUACUGCAGCCCUUCUUGCAGAACUGGAAAAAAUUAAAAAAGAAAGAGCUGAAGAGCAGGCCAGGAAGGAACAAGAACAGAAAGCUGAAGAAGAAAGGAUUCGUAUGGAAAACAUUCUGAGUGGAAACCCUCUCCUUAAUCUCACUGGCCCAUCCCAGCCUCAGGCCAACUUCAAAGUUAAAAGAAGGUGGGAUGACGACGUGGUUUUCAAGAACUGUGCAAAAGGUGUAGAUGAUCAGAAGAAAGACAAAAGAUUUGUAAAUGAUACGCUGCGAUCUGAAUUUCACAAAAAGUUCAUGGAGAAAUAUAUUAAAUAGUACAGUUUUAUGUGCUUAAUUAAAGACUGUAAAAUGUAAAU
Molecule: messenger RNA, 950 nt
Organism: Diceros bicornis minor
Lineage: Eukaryota; Metazoa; Chordata; Mammalia; Perissodactyla; Rhinocerotidae
Gene: CWC15
Product: CWC15 spliceosome associated protein homolog
Exons: 7
Coding region: 214-909 (231 amino acids)
Biological process (GO): mRNA cis splicing, via spliceosome
Cellular component (GO): catalytic step 2 spliceosome
Molecular function (GO): RNA binding
Source: RefSeq, a predicted model, not a curated record